Felis catus (domestic cat) is the source of this 1019-nucleotide messenger RNA. RefSeq names its product gamma-glutamylcyclotransferase (gene GGCT). Gene Ontology annotation, molecular function: gamma-glutamylcyclotransferase activity. Lineage: Eukaryota; Metazoa; Chordata; Mammalia; Carnivora; Felidae. The transcript has 4 exons. Bases 1 to 567 code for a protein of 188 amino acids. The record is from RefSeq and is a predicted model, not a curated record.
AUGGCGAAUUCGGGCUGUGAGGACCUCCGGGGCCAGGAGGGGGAGAGUUUUCUGUACUUCGCCUACGGUAGCAAUCUGCUGACCGAGCGGAUCCACCUCCGAAACCCGUCAGCCGUGUUCUGCUGCGUGGCCCGCCUGCAGGAUUUUAAGCUUGACUUUGGCAAUUCCCAAGGCAAAACAAGUGAAACUUGGCAUGGAGGUAUAGCCACCAUUUUUCAAAGUCCUGGCGAUGAAGUAUGGGGAGUAGUAUGGAAAAUGAACAAAAGCAAUUUAAGUUCUCUGGAUGAGCAAGAAGGAGUUAAAAGUGGAACCUAUGUCCCAAUAGAAGUUAAUGUUUAUACUCAAGAAGGAAAAGAAAUAACUUGUCGAAGUUAUCAGAUGAAAAAUUAUGAGAGUGCUCCCCCAUCUCCCCAGUAUAAAAAGGUCAUUUGCCUAGGUGCAAAAGAAAAUGGUUUGCCACUGGAGUAUCAAAAGAAGUUAAAUGCAAUAGAACCAAAUGACUACAAAGGAGAAGUCUCAGAAGAAAUUGAAGACAUUAUCAAAAAGGGAGAAACAAAAACUCACUAGAACAUAACAGAAUAGAUCUACAGAUAUUUUCUGUAUGUGCUAAUAUAUUUUUAACGUUUAGAACAGGAAUCUGAGGUAUCUCUGUGUUCAACAGUGCUCUGAAAGGAUAUCUUACUAAGGUGAUUCCUUGUUUUCAGACUAUAAAAAGAAACUAGGUUAGGAAUUAGAUGAUUGAAAAGGGGGCCGGGAGGCACUGGAAUGCAUGACAAAUGGAUGCAGGUACUCCUAUGAACAAAGUUAUUUUCUGCAUUUGAGUGUAUCCUUGCUCUGUGACAAAGGAGAGAUUUGCAAUUUAAUGAUCGUGCUGGUGAAUUGCUCUGCUCUGGGAUUUUUUUUAUCAGCUUAAUAAAGAGCGAGCAAACUGCAGAGACAGCUGAUGAUAAUUUUUUUUUUUAAUUUAAAAGUGGCAUACUGUUCUUAGAGAAAUAAAUGUAUUUGUGGUUGAACCUGUA